Neoarius graeffei (lesser salmon catfish) is the source of this 4028-nucleotide messenger RNA. RefSeq names its product tripartite motif-containing protein 16-like. The transcript has 11 exons. Lineage: Eukaryota; Metazoa; Chordata; Actinopteri; Siluriformes; Ariidae. Gene Ontology annotation, molecular function: protein binding; zinc ion binding. Bases 716 to 2629 code for a protein of 637 amino acids. The record is from RefSeq and is a predicted model, not a curated record.
UUAUUUGUCCUCAGAGUGAGUUAAAGGAGGAGCAGAUGAAAUCCCAGCAGAGAAUCCAGGAGAAGCAGAAGAAGGUGCAGGAGCUGAAACAGGCUGUGAACACUAUAAAGCUGCAAACAUCACAGAGACAACGAUGAGCACCCUGUCUCGUGAAGACUUGCAGGAUCUUUUCCCAGGCCCAGAGAACUUUUUACGGAGAAAAGCGGUCUGGCGUGCCUGUCAUGGUGCGUCGGAGGAGGUCAGUUUCUCAGAGUCUGGCCAAGAACACUCAAAAUUAUCGGGCAGUUCCUCCUUUGAUGCAUCACCAUGUUCACUCCUGUGAACGCAAGUCCUGCAAAGUACACAGCCCCUGAAAAGGUUGUGAAGUUAUCCUUUCCAGAAUAUGUAUUGCACACCGACACAAAACUUGAGCACGUCCGACAACAGUACUCUGAGUUGUUAAAGAGAGGCGAACAGCGCAACUGCCAGAUGUCAAAGGAGCUCAGAUGCCGGCUCAUUCGAAACACCAUGACCAGUAUGAUUGCAAUCCUGAGGGCAAAGGGGGAUGGAGAAUCACACAGAUACCCAUCAAAGCCAGAAAUUACAGCAAUGGCAAAGAGAAUAGUACUGUACUACCCCAUGCUGCAGGACCAAGGCCUCCAUGCAUGGGUUGCUGUGUACACACAGCUAUACAAAAGAUUGCAAAAUGUGAGAUCCCCCCCAAAAAGAACUCCAGAUGGGAGACAUUCAAAGAGCUCUACAAAGAGGUGCUGUCUUGAGCAGCCAACAGACACCGAUGAAAUCGAUUCAAGUGACUCAACAAUCAUUCUGGAUCGGUCCACAGAAGGAAGUGGCAGCCCAGGCUCAGACAAACCAGGAAGUAACUCCUCAUUUCAGAGAAAACAAACUGUUCUCUUUCUCUCUCUCUCUCUCUCUCUCUCGUUGUGAUUUCAGGAAAAUGGCUGAGGCCAGUAUUUCAGUAGAUCAGCUUUCUGUGGACCAGUUCAUGUGUCCAGUGUGUCUGGAUCUCCUGAAGGAUCCGGUGACUAUCCUCUGUGGUCACAGUUUCUGUAAGGUGUGUAUUAAUGGCUGCUGGGAUCAGGAGGAUCAGAAGGGCGUCUACAGCUGUCCUCAGUGCAGAGACACUUUCACGACAAGGCCUGUUCUACGCAGAAACAACAUGCUGGAUGAAGUGGUGGAGAAACUGAAGAAGACUGAAGUCCAAGCUGCUUCUCCUGCUCACUGUUACGCUGGACCUGGAGAUGUGGAGUGUGAUUUCUGCACCGGGAGAAAACACAAAGCCGUCAAGUCCUGUCUGGUUUGUUUGGCUUCUUAUUGUGAAACUCAUCUGAAACCUCAUCUUGAACGUCCUGCUUUGAAAAAACACACAUUAAUUGAAGCCUCGGCAAAACUCCAAGAGAAGAUCUGCUCUGAACAUGAUGAAGUGCUGAAAGUCUACUGUCGUACUGAUCAAACCUGCAUCUGUUAUUUGUGUACGAUGGAUCAUCACAAAGGUCACGACACCGUCACAGUUGCAGCAGAAAGAGCUGAGAAACAGAGUGAGUUAAAGGAGGAGCAGAUGAAAUCCCAGCAGAGAAUCCAGGAGAAGCAGAAGAAAGUGCAGGAGCUGAAACAGGCUGUGAACACUAUAAAGCUCAGUGCACAGACAGCAGUGGAGGACAGUGAGAGGAUCUUUACUGAGCUGAUCAGCUCCAUGGAGAAAAAGCGCUGGGAGGUGACGGAGCUGAUCAGAGAUCAGGAGAAGGCUGAACUGAGUCGAGCUGAACGACUCCUGGAGCAACUGGAGCAGGAGAUUGCUGAUCUUCAGAGGAGAGUCACUGAGCUGGAGCAGCUUUCACACACACACGAUCACAUCCAUUUCCUCCAGGUUUUAGCUUCUGGACGUCGCUCUCCUCCAUUUCAAAGACCAUUAUUUCACACCUCCAGCAUCACUGUCCAUCAACAUCUCUCAUUUGAUGGCGUGAGGAAUUCUCUCUCAGAUCUGAAAAAGAGACUCGAGGAAUUCUGUGAGGAGGAAUUCAACAAAAUCCCUCCACAUGCUGCAGCAGUUCAGAUCAUUUCAGGACCAGAACCACAGAGCAGAGAAGAGUUUCUGAAAUAUUUCUGUUAUCUGACUCUGGAUCCCAACACGGCACAUCGUCGCCUCAUUCUGUCUGAGAAGAACAGAGCGAUGAGAUGCAGUGUGAGAGAGCAGCGUUACUCUGAUCAUCCAGAGAGAUUUGAUUCCUGGCCUCAGGUGUUGUGUAAGGAGAGUGUGUGUGGACGCUGUUACUGGGAGGUGGAGUGGAGCGGUGCUGGUGUGUCCAUAUCAGUCUCGUAUAAAGACAUCAGCAGGAAAGGACGGGGUAAAGAGUGUCUGUUUGGAUUCAACAAUCAGUCCUGGAAACUGUGGUGUUCUUCUUCUUCUCUCGCUUUCUGGCACAACAGCAUUGAGACUGAUCUCAGAGUUCCAUCAGCCUCCAGAAUAGGAGUGUAUGUGGAUCACAGUGCAGGAACUCUGUCCUUCUACAGCGUCUCUGACACGAUGAAGCUCCUCCACAGAGUCCACACCACAUUCACUCAGACUCUAUACGCUGGGUUUAGGGUCUGGGUUUCUGGUUCUACAGUGAGAUUGUGUGAUCCAGAAUAAAAGUGUGUAGUGUUUUCUGUAAAAUUCCUGCACGUUGCCACGUUGUUGCUCAGUCGUCUGUUUCACUAGAACACAAUCCAGCUGCACAAAAACACUCAUUUUAAUAUUUAAAUUAAAACAGAUGAAUAAUUUAAAAUAAUUAAAAAGGAAAUGUUAAAAAUUAACUGUCAGACAAGAAACUCGUCAAAUUUAAAAAGAAAAUGAUCUCAUGACCUUCGCAUUAUAAAGUUCUGUUUGUUUCAUAUUAUUCCACAAGGUUAAGUACGCUCACAUUUGUGGACAAAAUAAUUUUGGUGAAAUUGGGCAGCCUUGUCUGAUUCCACCUAACAUCUUAAAUUUUGGUGUCAUUCCAGGGUUAAGGGAGAUAUAACUAUAAAUAUCAUUGUGAAAUAUUUUAAUAACCUUGCAGAGCCCUUUUCCAAAUCCAAGAGUUUUGAGUUUUAUGAACAUAAAAUCGUGUUCCACAGUGUCGAAUGCUUUGAAAAAGUCUAGAAAUAAAACGAGACUGAUUGAAUAAUUGAUUGGUAAUCAAUCAUAUCCAGAAUCAGUCGGACGUGGUUUUGAAUAUAUCUUCCCUUCAUGAAGGCUGAUUGAUAUUCGUCUACAAGUUUUACAAGUACACGCUUUAGACGAUUAGCAGAUACUAAGGCAAGUAAUUUAUAAUCAUUGCAUAGUAAGGUUAUAGGUCUCCAAUUGUCUAGCAACAAGAAGUCUUUUUUGGGUUUUGGUAGCAAAGUUAUUAAGCCUGUCUUCAUAGUCGGGGAUAAAUAUCCUUUGUGAAUGCAUUCUAAAAAUGCUCUAUAUCAUAUAUCUUUUUUUAAUAUCCACCCAAAAGUAUUUUAAAAAUUCAGAUGUUAAGCCAUCGAUUCCUGGUGAUUUGCCAUUUUUCAUUUGUUUUAAUGCAAUUUCAAUUUCUGUUAUAGUUCAUUCCUCAUCAAGUGUAUGUUUGUCUUCAUCCAGUUUUUUGAUGUCAUCAUUGAUGGGAUAAAAUAAGACGUCACAUUGAUUUAUUAAAUUUAAGUUACAAUAAAUGAGCCAAAUUUCAUCCUGUACUCAUUUCUGAUCUAUUAUAUCAUUGGUCAUAAGCUUACUCAUUUUUUUCUGAGUUUGUCUUUGAUUUUCAAGUCUGAAGAAAUAUGAUGAACUUUUUUCACCGUUUGAUCCAUCCAGCUCUUGAUCGAGUGGAAGCUCCAUUUGCCUUUAUUAUGUACAUUUUGUCUAGUUGAGACUGCAGUGACUAAUUCUGAAAUGUUUAAGGAUAGUUGUGUGUUAUUUACUAAUGUAUUAAUCUUACAUGAGCUUCAGUUUUCUUAAAUUACAUACAAAUUCAUGUAAAAUGACAGUAAUUAUAUAUGUAGCCUGGUAUAUUAAAGCUUGUCCAUACUAACAAUAUUAACAC